Messenger RNA from Phaeoacremonium minimum UCRPA7, 1101 nucleotides. Its product is annotated as putative integral membrane protein duf92 protein. NCBI's taxonomy places the organism in Eukaryota, Fungi, Ascomycota, Sordariomycetes, Togniniales, Togniniaceae. The transcript is spliced from 3 exons. Gene Ontology annotation, cellular component: membrane. The record is from RefSeq and is a predicted model, not a curated record. Bases 1 to 1101 code for a protein of 366 amino acids.
AUGAAGCCUGCGAUUGCCAUUCCGGCGACCCUAGCACUGGUCUACCGUGCUUAUUCCAAGAAGUCGUUGACACCUGCUGGCAUCGUCGCAGCGACUUUGACGGCCAUUGCUCAUGCAGUAAAGGAGGAUGUCAAGGCAAAAUUGACGAUGCCCUCAAAGGGCACAGCCGGCGGUGAAGGGCCGCGAACCCACGUUCAAGUGUUUGCCAAUUCGAUUGUCGCCUCCGUCUUGAGCCUCCUACACGCAUAUCAACUCCACCAACGCAAGCAAGCUAUCGUCGAACGACAAGAACUGCCCUCCGGCUCCUUUUGCUAUUCUUGGGGCGGCGAUCUGCUUGUCAUUGGCAUCAUUGCGAACUAUGCAUGCGUAGCCGCCGAUACGUUCUCCUCGGAGCUUGGUAUCCUAGCGAAGGGCUACCCUCGCCUGAUCACAUCCCCCACAUUACGAAAGGUGCCUCCCGGAACCAACGGCGGCGUCACGUUGACGGGCUUAGCUGCCGGCUUGCUGGGUAGCAUGAUUCUUGUCGUGUCGGCCGUCUUGUUUCUGCCCCUAUGCAACGAGCAGACAGCGGGGAAGGUGGCCGGUGGUAGCCCGUGGACACAGCAGCAGCGAAAUGUGCUGAUGAUUGGACUCACAUUGUGGGGUGCUCUGGGAAGCUUGGUAGAUAGCUUCCUCGGCGGCAUGUUCCAGCGCAGUGUGAAGGACGUGCGAAGCGGAAAGAUCGUAGAAGGCGAAGGCGGUGUCCGCGUCUUGGUCUCGUCACCGCCUGCAAGCGCCGGUGUCAGUUCUAGUAAUGCUGAGCAUCAUGCGAGAAGAGCGGAGAUCAAGGCAGCCUUACUGGGUGGAGAGGGCAAGAACGCUGUAGAAAAGACCGACGCCACUGUGUUCGAAGACCAUGACACUGAUAAGUACAGUGCCAAGGAUAAGCAUAGGAAGCCAAGUUUUGGCGACGAGAAGCCCACUAGGAUCGUGGAGAGUGGAUGGGAUUUGCUGGACAAUAACGACGUGAACUUCUUGAUGGCUUUCAGUAUGAGCAUGGGCGCGAUGGGAGUUGCGGCAUGGUAUUGGGGUAUCGCCCCUGAGAGCAUCCUUGCUCUUUGA